AUGGAGGCGGGUGGUGGGUCGACGGGAUCAGUGAGCGUGUCAGUCCUCGAUGCAGAGAUUGAAGAGUUUCAGCGGCAUGUGAAGCGAAAACGCGAAAGCAAUUCUCAAUCGACAGAUGACGAAUCCAGUUGUGCGGCCCUCAUCUUCCUCAUCUUCUCAUCUUCCUCGGCACAUGCUUCUUACUUGUGCCACGUACGUGCAGCAUCGCCUAAGAACGAAACCUCAUCUUCAUCGGAGAAGGAGCGUUCUAAAGCGAGGGAUCGAGCCAGUGGCAGCACCAGCAGGGGCAGGGCGUGGGGCGCGGAGCUGCCCAGCGAGACUUGUCGGUCGCCCGUGAAGCGGCUGGCCAUAGCGCCCAUACCGCCCGAGCGCUUCUACGCCUCCUCCGACAAAAAAGACGACGCCUGGCUGCAGCACCUCGAGACCCUACGCAAGCCCAUCGGCGACACCUACGAGGAGUUCCCCCGCCAAGAGUACCGUCUUAGUCAGAGAAGCAAUGAACCUGAUGAACGUGUGGUGGUGGUGCUGAUGCUGUCUUGA
This is a messenger RNA of Acanthamoeba castellanii str. Neff, 540 nucleotides long. RefSeq lists its product as uncharacterized. The coding region runs from base 1 to 540 and encodes 179 amino acids. The record is from RefSeq and is a predicted model, not a curated record. The transcript has 2 exons. Lineage: Eukaryota; Discosea; Longamoebia; Acanthamoebidae.